Molecule: messenger RNA, 12460 nt
Organism: Amyelois transitella
Lineage: Eukaryota; Metazoa; Arthropoda; Insecta; Lepidoptera; Pyralidae
Product: cubilin
Exons: 1
Coding region: 375-11519 (3714 amino acids)
Molecular function (GO): calcium ion binding
Source: RefSeq, a predicted model, not a curated record
GAAUGUUACGAAAAUAUUAUCCUAUUUCUGCUUUAGACACUUUGAAAAAGUGAAAUUAGAAAAGUCAAAUUAUAAAAUAAGAAAAAAAUUAUAACUUCUUGUGUUGGUUAUGAUUGUAUGGGCGGAGAACAAAUUGAAAUGGCGAACAAUCGCAAAACACGUACCGACUCGUACUUGACCGUUUUCCGUAACAUUACCAAUUAUGAUAUCUAUCUGAUAAGGCACGCUUGCAUUCAUGAUUACGCAUCUGUAACCUGAUCCUCGAACAGACAUAGGGGGCGUAUAAGAGACGCCCCUUUAUCACCCAGAUGAACCACAACAGCUAUCCCGUAGUCUAGUUUCCUUAUGGAAUCCAACCAGGCCAUACAUGGGCCAUGUCUCGACUGUUAACUGUCUUAUUCCUUACCUCCUGGGUCUCGCACAUCGAAUGCAACUAUGAUGAUCGAGCCAGAAUAAGGACUUCAAACGGAAAUCUCUACCUCGAACCGGCUAGGGGCAAGAAUAUAUAUUUGCGCACCAAUGGACCCCAGUCCAGUAUCUUCCUUGGCGAUACCAACCUGAUCAACGUGACUUCUGGUCGAAGCGGGCCUUAUCUACCGGCAGGCAAUAACGUGGAGACAUUACCAUUACCAAACGACAUACUUCGACGACUGCAAGAGUUAGAAAGUCGUAAUUUUGUGUCGCAAGAUGAUCUCAUGAGAAACAUUUCUGCAUUGUCGCUAAGAGUUAGCAGACUGUCCACGAGGCUCAACCGCUUGCAACGCCAGAUUGACGGCUGGACCGGAGAACAGUGUCAGAUCCACACGUGCCAACAUGGCGGCACCUGUCUUAAUUUACUCGGGGACUUCCACUGCCUCUGCCCGUCAAAUUGGGAAGGGAGAAACUGCGAAAUAGAUGUCAAGGAGUGUCGUAUUUAUGCCGGUACCGAUUUGGGAUGUCAAAACGGAGCAAACUGUAUGGAAAAACCAGGAAGUUACGAAUGUCAGUGUCGACCGGGAUGGUUCGGAACACAUUGUACUAAAAGGAAAUUGGAUUGUUCCGGAGGUAAUGCUGAGAUGUGCGGGCACGGUACAUGUGUGCCUGUGAGUUCAGGUGAUGGCAUCAAGUGUAUUUGUGACCAGGGGUGGACCACAAACGGUACCGUUGCGUGUUUGACGGAUGUAAACGAAUGCGAUACUAGUUUAGGCCCGCGAUGCUCAGUUAAUCCGAAGGUGAAAUGUAUCAACUUACCCGGAUCUUUUACAUGUGAACAAUGUCCUGCGGGAUAUCAAGGAGACGGAUAUGUCUGCUACGAUAUAGAUGAAUGCGCGACUAACAACGGCGGCUGCAGUUUAAUGGUGUCAUGUCAUAAUACAAUUGGGUCCCGCAUAUGUGGCGCUUGUCCUCCUGGUUAUAUCGGCGAUGGCAUCACGUGUACCUGGAGGGGCUCCUGCAGCAUCGAUCACGGGGGUUGUCAUCCGUCUGCUCGUUGUGUUGAAAAUUCUGGUGUCGGGGGCGGUGUACAAUGCGAAUGUCCUCCACGUAUGGACGGCGACGGCGUGGGUCUGCACGGUUGUUACGUAUCCACGGAAAAUAGCACUAUGAGUUGUGAAAACGAUCCUUGUGGCCCUCAUGGUCGAUGUCAUAUGCUUCGACACGGUUACACAUGCUUCUGUUUACGAGGUUUCACCGGUGCACAUUGCGAUGUCCAAGCCGAAGGUUGUGCCACUAACCCAUGCAAGAACGGAGGUGUAUGUCGACCUGAUGAAACGACGGCGCAAGGAUUCAGAUGCGAAUGUACUUCACAAUACACGGGAAAUCUCUGUCAAGAACGCUCGCACUGCGGAAGCAUUCUGCGUGCUGAAGAAGGAAGUUUAGUUUAUCCAUUGACAAAUACAACAUACGCCCGCAACUCCAAGUGUGCUUGGAUCAUUCGAACAGUACCAGAGAAAGUGAUAAAUGUAACAUUCAGUAGAUUUAACUUGGAACGAUCGCCUGACUGUAAUUUUGACUUCUUACAAAUCCACGACGGUCGGAGCACAGCCGACCCCUUGAUAGGGAGAUUUUGUGGUACAAAUCCACCGAACGGAGGUAAUAUUGUAUCAAGUCAACACAAUUUGUACCUAUGGUUCCUGUCGAACAGCGUUGCUGGUCGGGACGGCUUUUCUCUCCAUUGGCACAGUGUGGCACCAGUCUGUGGCGGUGAGGUUAACGCCACUGUACACGGCGCGAUCAGCUCGCCUGGAUCUCCAGGUAAGUAUCCUCCAAAUAGAGACUGUUAUUGGCAUUUGCAGACGACUCUUGGUAAGAGAAUACAAUUGCACUUCUUCCAAUUAGAUUUAGAAACUCACGAUAAUUGUAGCUUUGACUAUUUAGCCAUUUACGAUGGAGAUAAUGAAGGCAAAUUGUUAGAGAAAUAUUGUAGUUCAAUCCAACCUGCUCCUGUCCAAUCAACUGGUCCAGAAAUGGUUAUUCAUUUUCAUUCUGACGCUCACAGUUCCGGAAAAGGUUUUCAAAUAACUUACGCCCCUGUGGAUGGGGUCCCGGGCUGUGGGGGUUUCUUUAGCGCGGACAGAGGAGAGAUCACAUCACCUUCAUACGAUGGUUCAUAUUUGAAUAAUUUGUUAUGCGAGUACAAAAUACGCACAGGUCCGGGCACCCAAAUUCAAUUGGACUUUACCUUGUUCGAUUUAGAACGUUCUAGAAAUUGCAAACGUGAUUAUUUAAAAAUUUAUGAUGGUACAUCUACUGAGUCUCCUAUCAUGGGAACAUUUUGCGGUAAAUUAGAUAGAAAAAUUACACUAAAUUCGACUUCGAAUAACGUAUUUAUGUUAUUUAGAACGGAUCGGUCUUUUGGUAGAGAUGGAUUUAAAAUAAAUUAUAAAGUUAUAUGCAACUACUUACUGCGUGGUGACAGUGGUGUAAUCAAAUCGCCAGGAUACCCUUUCACUUAUCCCGAGAACAGAAUGUGCGAGUAUGUAAUUGAGACAUCUCCCGGGAAAGCUAUACAACUCACUUUCCAAGACUUUGACAUAGAGGGCGAUAGACAAUGUGUCUUUGAUAAAGUUGAGGUAAGAGAUGGCUUCAACAGAAAUGCUUCACUUUUAGGAGUAUACUGUGGAAGCGCAAUCCCUCCUACUCAAACUUCGUCUCAUAAUAUUAUGUACGUAAGAUUUAGUUCAGAUAUGAGCCAAUCCGGUGGCGGGUUUUAUGCAAAUUUCACAACAAUUAACGUCAAAUGUGGAGGAAUAUACAGGGAUCCAGCAGGUACCAUUAGCUACCCCUCAACUGAUGGUCAAUAUCAAAAUGACGAGAAAUGCACGUGGCUGAUACUGGCGCCUGCAGGAAAGUACAUCAAGCUGACAUGGAAUAGAUUUGCAAUUGAAAAUACACAUUCAUGUAAUGCGGAUUACUUAGAGCUCAUUAUUACAGAAGAAGAUGAUAAGAAAAAUUCACUUGGAAAAUAUUGUGGUAUCAAGGCACCGCCGACCUUAACCAUUACGAGUAACAAUGUUAUGUUAAAGUUUGUAUCAGAUAAUUCUGUAAAAUUAGCUGGGUUCUCUGUGACAUAUACAUUUUUAGAGUCUAAAGAUACUUGUGGUGGAAACUACGUACAAAAUCAUGGAGUACUCUAUUCUCCAGGCUGGCCAGAUAGAUAUGGCAGGAAUCUCGACUGUGUUUGGGUAAUCAAAGUUACACCAGGCCAACAAAUUAAACUCAAUAUUUCUCAUUUUGAUGUCGAAGAUAAAAAUUAUAGAACUGGUAUCUGUGACGACUUCCUGCAAUUGAGAAACGGCCCAUCAGCGACCUCUCCCUUGAUCGGUGAAUACUGUGGUCAAUUUAAAUCAAAAAUUAUUACUGCUGUUGCCAACUCUAUGUACUUACGUUUUCAUUCCGACUUUAUGAUCGGUGGAAGAGGCUUUAAAGUUGAAUGGGAUAGCACAAUCACCGGAUGUGGGGGCACAUUUACUAGCUCCACUGGUUCCAUUUCGUCUCCUAAUUAUCCAGAAAACUAUAACGAAAAUUCGGAAUGUUUUUACAGGAUAGUCACAAAUCAAGGAUCAAGAAUAUCUUUAACAUUUUCAUUUAUCGAAUUAGAAUAUCUUUGUGAUGAUUACGUGGAAAUAUAUGACGGUCGAGACCCUGAAUCUCCUAAAUUAGGCCGAUUCUGCAAAGUGGCCCAAAACAAAGUCAUCGAAACAUCUAGCAACAUUGCAUUCAUAAAAUUCAAAUCCGAUUUCUUAUUGACGGGUAAAGGAUUUUUGCUUAAUUAUCAUACUAUAUGUAAUAAUAAUGUCACUGGUACGUAUGGUGUUAUAGAAAGCUUAAAUUUUCCAAAUUAUUACCCCGAACUCAACUGUUCAUGGACGAUAAACGUGCCAAAGGGUAACAAAAUUAACAUAACAUUUACUAAUUUUGAUCUAAGAACAAAUCGAUUCUACUAUUAUUCUUUCAGGAGACUUGAUCCCGGUUCAACAAAUUCCCAAAGACAUCUAAGUAAUGUAACUUGCAGCAUAGAUUAUCUUUUGAUAGAUAAUCCAGCUCUGGUAGACAAGUCCGUUCGUCAUUGCAGCUGGCCAGCUCCUGUUAACGCAAAGAGCAAUUCCAUUCAAAUAAAAUUCAACAUUCAAAAGGGGUAUCGUGUCCCUCAAACUCAUUCAGGUUUUAGAUUAGAGUGGGUAAGUUAUGGUUGUCGAGGACAUAUAAGAAAAAGAAGUGGCUACCUUAACAAGACCAUGUCAUCUAGCGAGCAAAUGCAGUGCGAAUGGUUAAUUGAAACUCCUGUAGGCACAAAUAUCUUCAUGUUAUUUUCAAAAGUAUACAUGUUGGAUACAAAUAACUGUGAUAGUGAUGCUUUAGAAAUUUAUAAUGGGCCGACAGAUAAUUCCCCACUUCUCACAAAAUUCUGCCACGAUACUGCAACAGUUCAGUCGACAUCUAAUUAUUUGCUUGUGAAACUAAUAAAAAAUUCAUCGUUGAAAGAUUUACAUUUUGCUGCUACCUUUACCGCUAUUUAUGCUACUUGCGGUGGUUUUAUGAAAGCGCAAUCAGGUGUAAUAACUUCCAAAAAUUAUCCCAAGAAUUAUGAUAAUAAUUUAGACUGCAUUUGGACGAUAGUCGUCCCUCGCAGCCACCGUGUGGCAAUCGAGUUCACAGAUGUUGAUUUGAAUAAUGAAAAUAGUGUUAGUGGUUGCGAUGACUCUAUAAAAAUAUACGAGGGCGAAUCAAUCCUGAAAAAGAAUUAUUCUCAAAUCAUUUGUGAUGUUUCCACCCAGAAGUAUUUUGUUUCAAAGAGUAAUUCAAUUAAAGUCCAGUUUACAACCAACGGAGCCAGAACAGCCAAAGGAUUUAAGGCAAAUUUUAGCAUGACUUGUGGAGGAGUUAUAAAAACAUCAGAAAAUUCCGAAAACGGAAUAAUAACCAAUGAAAACUUUGGAAGUCAGUCAAAUUCUAGUUGUCUUUGGACAAUUCUUGCACCUAAAUUGGAACAAAAGGUGUCAUUGACCAUAACACACUUAUCUCUACCUAUUAAUAAUAAUCGUGUAACAAAUCAAACUUGCCCCAACUCUUAUCUUAAGGUUCUCGAUGGAGAUGAUGAGAAUGCACCUUUGAUAGAUGAAUAUUGUGGACGAUCAGCACCGGCGACCAUUGUCAGUCACGGAAGUGCUCUUACUGUGAAACUUGGCACGCAUGAUGACAAAAUUACUGGAAUAUUCUCAGCAUACUACUCAACCGUAGAUACUUCCUGUGGUGGAACUUUUACUUCUGAAAGUGGUGUUAUUGCCUCCCCGAACUACCCAGGUCCUUAUCCUAACAAUGCUGAUUGCGAAUGGAAACUUAAGACAUCCCCAGGAAACAGAGUGUCUUUAUAUAUCGCCAUGUUGGAUAUCGGGUAUUCGGAAGACUGUAAUGAAGAUUAUUUAGAAAUUCGUGAACGCGAUGGUGGUGGAAAAAUACUUGGUCUUUAUUGCGGACGUGUCCUUUCUCCUGGCCUCAAUGUGACGUCGGCUACAGAAUUGUACUUAAAAUUUCGUAGUAAUGACAAAGACCCUGGUCGUGGAUUCUUAAUCCAUUACGGUUUCUUGCACGGUAAUGAUAUUACCGGCAUGAGUAAUGGUGAAAUCGCAUCGCCUCUAUACCCACGUCCUUACGAUGGUACUGGAGAAUUUUGGUGGCGCAUUACUACUGAAAGCUUAGCAAUUAAUAUUGAAAUUGACAACUUACAAAUACACACUCAUAGCGAAACUUGCGAUGAUAGUUUGAGUAUUUACGAUGGCUAUGACGCGGAAUCACCUCUCUUAAUUGAACUCUGUGGGGCUUUACACAGCAAAUCAGAAGUUGUAAGUACCACUUCAAAUGCUGCUUAUAUAAAACUAACAUUAAAUGAGGCAAACACAGGAGCAUUUUUCCACCUGCGAUGGUCUCAAGAUGACGUGGACAUAGAUGAAGAUGCUAAGAAAAUUAAUUGCGGCAACAAUAGCAUCAUAAAUAUUGCGCUUGAAGAUACACAACAUUUCACCACGCCUAAUUAUCCUAACCACUACGAAAAUAAUCAAAAUUGUGAAUGGAUAUUUAAAGCUGCAACUGGACGGCAUUUGAUUUUACAAUUUGUCUUGUUCGAUUUAGAGGAACGUGACCCAUGUGAUAAUGGUGAUUUUGUAUCAAUAUUCACGUCUAAUGAACCAGCGGAAUGGAAACCAAUAAAAGAAAAACUGUGUCUUAAAUCAGAAUUGGAACAAGAGUUUAAGGCGUCGAAUUUUCUCAAAGUUACCUUCACUAGUGAUUUUUCUUACACUAAAAAAGGUUUUCUUGCAAUAGUAAAAUCAAGAUGCGGUGGCGAGUUGUUUGAUCCUUCUGGGGAAAUAAUUACAGAUGACCAUGAUUUUGAUAAAUUUGGCAUCAAUGAACCCUACAGGUGUGACUGGAAGAUAAAAGUUCGACCUGGCCGACGCAUAAAAGUACAGUUUGUACAUUUUAACAUUACAAAUGAUGAUAAUAACUGUUUAGCUUACGUUAUUCUGCACAAUGGCGAGUCUCUUAAUUCUCCCAAGCUGGCGGAUGGUAAAUACUGUGGAUAUGCGCAUGAAGAUAGGAGUGCAAUGGAGACAUCGGGUAAUAACUUAGUCAUUAGUUAUAUUAGAGAUCGAAAAAAUACAAAAUUUGGCCAAAAUAUUAAACUGCAUUAUGAAGAGAUUCAGAGCACCUGUGGAGUAACAUCCAAGCUAGAUGGAGAUAAAGCCUGGGAAAUAAUAAGUUCGCCAAACUAUCCGAAUGUUCCGGAUCCUUUUACUGAAUGCAAUUGGGUAUUCACUGGACCCGUUGGAGAAAUAUUAAGAGUAGAUUUUAUUGACAGGUUUGAUCUCCAAAAAGACGACGAUUGCGCCAAAGAAUAUGUAGAAAUACACGAUGGAUCAUCAAUAAUGUCUCCUAGUAAAGGACGUUACUGUGGUGCAAAUCCAGGAUCAAUAAAAACUACAGGAAAUUCCGUUAUGAUAAAUUUUGUGACGGAAUUAUCAGAGCCAAAUAAUGGUUUCAAAGCGAAUGUUUCGAUCGAUGUAUGUGGUGGUUUAAUACGUAGCUCUCAAGGAGAGCUGACUUCUCCUGGAUAUCCUAACGCAAUACAUUUACCUCCAGGAACUGUUUGUGAAUGGCACAUUAUAGGCAUGCUAGGGCAUUCUUUGUCAAUAACACCGCAAGCUAUGUAUUUACCGGAGUCUGAAUCAGAAUGCGGUACAAAAGUUACUAUUGAAGAGAUUGAACCUGUGAAUGGUAUAAAUGAGAUAUUGAAAACCUACUGUACCCAGAAUGUUGUUGAUCAAUCCACCAUCGAGACGUCGUCUAAUAAUGUCACAGUGAAACUUCAUAUAGGAACGCCCAGCUUGUAUCCUUAUGCAGAUGGUAGAUUAACUGGUUUUCGUCUUACGUUCAAAUUGUCACAGCCUUCAUGUUCCGGAGAAAUAACUACAUCUGAAGGCUUCCUCACUACUCCAAAGUAUCCACGCGAUUCAAAUUUGAACUUCUGUAGUUGGAUCAUUACCGUACCAGAUCCGACAAGAAGAAUAUCGUUAGAGAUUCUUGAUUCAGGAAAAUAUAAUAUAUAUGUAAGUGAGGGUGAUUUCGAACAAAGCAUAGCAUUCAAAUAUAACUUUGACAUUACUAAUGAUAACACAACAUUUAAGUCAUCAGGUAACAAAAUGACAAUAAAUGUGCGUAAUCCUCAUGAUGGACCGUUUAGAUUCAGAGCUAGAUUUAGAUCUGAUGAACCGGCCGUUUGCGGAGGCUCUUUGACUGGUAACACUGGCCAUUUGACAUCAAUUAAUCGAGAUGACGAAUAUUUCUGCAGUUGGACAUAUCAUUCAGAUACUAACCAAGACGAUAGUAUUUAUGAGUUUAAUACAAUAUUCCUCGCAGGUUUUGUAAAUUCAUCGGCUCCUUCUAAUAGAAAGCGGUGUUUAUAUUUUGACCCCAAAUUAAUUAUACGAUCUUCAUUAGAUACUUAUAAUAAACAAUCAAUAACGAUUUGUAAUUCGCAGUUUACAUACAGAAUACCGAAUCGUAAUAUACAAUUUAUAGCGAAGAAAGACAACGAUAAAUAUCUUAACUUUGAUUUGUCAUGGAAAUUACAACCAUGUGGAGGAACCAUACAUAUCGGAGAGAGUGCAACCAAUGUCAUAAAUAUUCCAAAAUCAUAUAAUGAAUCUAUAGAAUGUGCUUGGCAACUUCAAUCUUCUGGUCUACUUACUCGUACUGAAAUAAAACUUGAAGGAUCCUUUAAAUUGAACUGUGAAGAUGAAUUUAUAAGAUUAACACGCUAUGAUAUAAGUUUUACAAACUAUGUCAUUGCAGAGUAUUGUAUAGAUAAACCACAACCUCAGCCUUUAGUUGUUCAGUAUAAUAAUGUUAUGGUCGAAUAUCAUUCUAAGACAGCCAACACCAGUAAUGUAAAUGUUACCGUGAGAUCAGUAACUCAGGAAUGUGGUGGUAGAUAUUUCUACCCUGGUAAAUUUUCGUCGCCAAAUUUCCCGAAAGGUUAUGCCAGCAAUUUAGAGUGUGAAUGGGAAAUUAUUGCUAGAGACCUAGGUUUCAGAGUAGCUUUACAAUUUAUUAAUAGAUUUGCCAUCGAGAAAUCACCCAAUUGCACCAAAGAUGCUGUAAUAAUUUAUGAUUGGAAAGAUGAUAAUUAUAUUGAAAUCGCUAGACUGUGUGGUCGUGAAUUGCCUUCCAUAUUCAACUCUACAAACGACCGGCUCAAAAUAGUUAUGCGUACUGACAACGAUAUAAAUUUAGAUGGAUUCCAAGCUAAUUGGACUACGAUCUGUGGUGGAACGUACAACGCUACCACGACGGAGAAUUAUCUAUACAGCCCUGGGUAUCCCUUUUAUCACAGAUCUAUGACUUGCUCCUAUAAAAUCGUUGCAUCGGACAAAAAAAUUCAAAUUAAAUUUUUAGUAUUUGAUCUAGAAGGUGAACCUGGAUCAUGUGAUAAUGAUAAUAUCACUGUAUCGUCGUCAUAUUUUUAUGAUAUCUAUUGCGGAAACGAAAUACCCAUAAUUAAUUCAAUGGCUAGUGAAGUGGACAUUUUGUUUCAUUCAGAUAGGUCUUUUCAGAGAAAAGGCUUUAAGAUGGCCUAUUCUCUUUAUUCUUGUGGUGGGCAUAUUACAGAAUCUACUAUUCUAACUUCGGGUCCAAAUGAUAUAUAUAAUAGCGAUGUAAACUGUACAUGGUUUAUUGAAGCUCCAAAAAAUAAGACUGUUGUGUUAAAAAUUGUUUCCUUUUAUUUAGAACAGUCAUACGAAUGCAGUGCUGAUUUUUUGGCUGUUUACGAAGGUCAUAGUUUAGACAUAGACAAUCGCCUAGCUGUUCUUUGCGGUUUAAUUGUAUCUCCAACUGUUAUAAAAAGUAAAGGAAAUAAAUUGACUGUUCAGUUUGUGACCGAUCAAUAUAUAGCUUUUGAUGGUUUUAAGAUAAAUGUUAUGUUCACAUAUACAGAAUCAGUUGGAUGCGGUGGAAAUAUUGAUAUAAUAUCAUCACAUACCUUAUCUUCGCCUCAUAUAAAUUCUCAAUUUGCCUACGAAAACUACCUCGAUUGCAAUUGGAAUAUUAAAGCACCAUUAGAUCACGUUAUCAAAGUUUCGUUUUCAUCGUUCCACAUCGCUCCGUGCCGUGAUAUCAACCAAACGGCUUUGGGCUACAGUCAAUGCGACUGUGAUUUCUUACAGAUCAAAGACGGAAUAGAUCGAACAAGCAUUGUAAUCAACAAUUACUGUGGGCACACGCUUCCUCCUGAUUUGGUUACGUCUAAAAACACACUGGGUAUAACACUUUCGACCGACGGCGAAAUUACCAGUUCUGGUUUCACAGCAACUUUGAGCGUACAAAAAUCAGCCUGUGGUACAUCUUCCUUUUAUGUAUCUAAUAAAGUGCAGCGUUUAAAGACUCCUGGAUAUGAUACCGGAUCAACAGCUCGUGCUCUUCAUUGUUUAUAUCACUUCUCAACAGAAAAUUCGUAUUCUCAAACUCAUAUUCAUUUUAAUGAAUUCGAUAUUUUACCUGGAUCGUCUAAUACGGUUUGCGACAAAGAUAAGAUUAUAAUAACGACUGACUCUAGCACACGUGGGUUGCCUCUUGGAAAAAAUUAUAUAGCGUGGGAAAAUAGUAACACGCUAAGUUCUUCUGUAUUUUUAAAUUAUGGGAUAUUCAGCGACGCAAUUACACCCGACCAGUACGUAAUAUGCGGAUCUAGAAAAUCGGUAGAUCUUUAUGUUAAAGGGCCGUUUACUAUGAACGUUAUAACUACGUCGGAUGAGGUAAUACGGCAAUAUAAAGGUCUAGAUGUAGAAGUAACAAAAGUUGGAUUCUGUGGCAGAAAUUUCACAAGCACAUACGGUAAAAUUGUGAGUGUAUACGAUCCUGACCAUAACGAAACUGUAAAAGAUUGCUACACACUUGUUAGUGUACCGGAAAACUACACAAUUUCAAUAUAUUUCAAUUCAGCUGAAGCGUCUUAUGUUCCUCCUAACACAUUUUUGAUAAUAUAUGACGGAAAUACUACGUCGUCUAGAAAAUUGUUGUCAUUGAAUGAGAAAAAUUCGGAUGCUAAAUCAGUCUUUUCUACCGGCGGGAACGUUUUGCUUCACAAUCAUUUGCUGAACAUUGAUAAUUACAUAACUUACGAUAUAACCUAUAUAGCGACGGAUAAAGGCCGAGGUUGUGGAGGCUAUUUUUAUGGCGCAGAAGGGACAGUAACAAGUCCUUUUUAUCCAGCCGUGUACCGUCAAACGAAGACUUGUGAGUGGGAGUUAGAGACGCCUCAAGGCACGAAGGUGUCACUGCAUUUCGAAUCAUUUGAUCUGUCACGUGACUGCGAUAACAAUUAUGUCCAGUUGGUUGAUAGGGCUGGUAGUGUCCUGUCGAAUUACUGUUCGGACAUCCCCGCAGACUAUACAAGCGUAAGUAAUUACUUGAAGAUUGUGUACGUUACGACUAGAAACAAUGGCGGGACAGGUUGGGUAGUUAGGUUCGUUAGCGUCAUAAGAUAAUUUUACUUACUUUUUUCAAUCCUAAAUGGCUGAAUGUUACACUAAACACGUAUUGUCCAAAACAUAGACAUACAAUCGGAAUGUCACGCAAUACAAAUGAUCAAACAGUCAUCUAGAUAAAUACUGUAAUAGGUAACUUCAUACCCCCUUAUGUUUAUUAUUUUGAAUAUUUUAUGUAUCUGUUUGUGUCGAUUUUAAAGAAAAGUAGAUAAUAUUCUAACUUUAUAUUCCAAUGUUUUACAACAUUUUUAUAGAAGUUUUUUAAAAAACUUGUUGAAAUGAUUUUAAUUUGUUUAGAAGUUAGAUAUAUUACUUUUAUGCUUCGUCAACGUGUUAUGACAGAAGACUUGAAAUAAAUUAUAUUAAUAAAAUAAUGAAACUAUUAAGACUGCAUCGUGACAUAUUUUAUUUUUAGUUUGAAUAUUCAUUUUGUAUAUCUUGCCUUUUAUAUUUAUUUUGUUUUACUAUAAAAAUUAGCAAUAAAGUUUGAAUUAUUUCAUGAAAAAUUGUUUUAUUUAAGAGGUAUUUAUGGUGAAAUUCGAUGUUUUUAUUCAAAAACGAUGCCAUAAGCGAAGCUCCGGGGCGCAGCUAGUAAUUUAAACAAUACGCUUUGUAAAGCAUGGUGUUUUGAGGCAGUUCACUGGGUCCCCUCAAUAAAAAAAAUAUCAAACCACAAAUUUACAAAAUAAUAUUUAUUUUUAUUUCAUUAUAUUUAACAAUAAGAAUAUUAGUCACAUACUCUUUGUAUAGACAACAAUAUUACCUAAAAAUAAUUGUACAUAGCUCAAGUGUGUUGUGUAUAUGUAUAUGCACGUAAUAAAACUGUAAAAAAUAAUAGUAAUCGGAUAGUAAUAUAUGGUAAAAAUAUAUCAAAAUAAGUACACACAUAAAGAUAGAUCUUAUAAUCAUGUCUAUAUCUCUUGUGGGGUAGACAGAGCCAA